Molecule: messenger RNA, 1212 nt
Organism: Sparassis crispa
Lineage: Eukaryota; Fungi; Basidiomycota; Agaricomycetes; Polyporales; Sparassidaceae
Exons: 2
Coding region: 1-1212 (403 amino acids)
Source: RefSeq, a predicted model, not a curated record
AUGCCACGUAUUCCACUGGAGGUCGCGGAGCUCAUUAUAGACUAUCUCUGGGACGACUGGUUCUCACUUCACAACUGUGCCGAUGCAUACCACGCAUGGCUCCCGCGCGCCCAACAUCACCUCUUCGCGCAGAAGCACAUCGUAUCUCAGGGCCAAUUUGAGGCAUUCGUGCGUGCCUCGGACGACCCAUUCUCAAAAGAUGAUCUACACCUCGAUGCAGUGCGCACGCUUAACCUGAGUGGAUGGGUGAGCAGGACAGAGACAUCGAGUAAGGCUAGGACUGUGUGGAUGUACCAAGCACCACUCCGGCUUGGACGUAUGCUACCAGCCGUACAGACGCUCAACCUCUCGCUGCUGAACUGGAGUGGAAUCACCCCACCUCCCGACCACCUCGCUGUCGGCUUCGCCACGUUCCACAAUGUUGUUAAGCUGGAACUUACCUACUGCACGUUCCGUGAUGUCUUUCAGUUCCACAGCGUUGUCUCUGCCUUCCCCCGAUUGGAUAACUUGGCUCUGUGUGGGAUAGAGCCGUGGGCACGCGAAUCAUCACUUUCUAAGAAUCGGUCUACAUCUUCACAGCUCGAUGCUCGCAGGCGUCGUCCGUUACUCAUAACGUUAUCUAUUCGCGAUUACAAAGACGAUGUUCUGCUUCAGCUCGUCAACUGGUUUCUCUGUACUUUAUCUGUUCUAUCAUUGCGAAGACUAGAGUUACUAGUGCCAAGUAGGAGAGAAGUCGAAGAAUAUGCUCGCAAACUGAUUGAAGCCGUUGCACCCCAGCUCCAACAUCUGGAAUUACACGAUGAUGAUGCUCAACACUCUGCGGCGUAUCAUUCCAACGCUCGCUACACUCUGUUCCGGGAGGUUGUCCCUUAUUGCACCGCUCUGCGUACAAUCCAUCUACCCAGUCCGAGGUUUCGUUUUCGUCCCUUCCAUGACUUACACCUCAUCUUACCCACUUGUCGCAUCCAAACCCUGACGUUGGAGUUUCGGGGAAUGGACGCUCAGUGGGAUACUGCCCGCGAAGUGCUGGCUUUGGAACAGUUCUCGCAGUUGAAGGAAGUGAUCCUCAAGUUCUCUGACCAGACAUAUCCUGUCGACUACCGAGAUCAAUGGCGACCAGGCCUGAUCAAAUUCGUUGUGCAUCUGCGCCAGCGGGGUGUUCGGGUGGACCUGUGGGUCAACGAGCGGCCAGUAUUGCUCCGGGAUAUCUGA